Messenger RNA from Arabidopsis arenosa, 2929 nucleotides. The record is from the annotation of a GenBank genome assembly. Lineage: Eukaryota; Viridiplantae; Streptophyta; Magnoliopsida; Brassicales; Brassicaceae.
CCAUUUCUCUCUCUCUUCUUUAACAUCUCUGGCUCUGCAUUUCUUGCAGUUCACGCUAAUCACCUGUGUUUGGUUCCCUUUCUCUCUCUCCAACAAUGGCAGAACAAGCCUGAACUUUCGUUCUUUUGUGUUUUGGUUUCCUCUGCUUUGUUGUUUCUGAAUCAAACUUCAGCGAGCUUCUUGGCUUAUUACCUCAAAAGGAAAGAAGAAAAAAAAUGAAGGAGAAGAUGCAGCGAAUGGUUUUAUGUUUAGCAAUGGUGAUUUUUCUGCUUCUUGGUGUUGCUUCUUCUAUGAACAACGAAGGGAAAGCUUUGAUGGCGAUAAAAGGCUCUUUCAGCAACUUAGUGAAUAUGCUUUUGGAUUGGGACGAUGUUCACAACACUGACUUCUGUUCUUGGAGAGGUGUCUACUGCGACAACGUUACCUUCUCCGUUGUCUCGCUAAAUCUGUCCAGUCUGAAUCUUGGAGGGGAGAUAUCUUCAGCUAUUGGAGAUCUAAGGAAUUUGGAAUCAAUAGACUUGCAAGGAAAUAAAUUGGCUGGUCAAAUUCCAGAUGAGAUUGGAAACUGUGCUUCUCUUGUUUAUCUGGAUUUAUCUGAUAAUCUGUUAUAUGGUGACAUACCUUUCUCAAUCUCGAAACUCAAGCAGCUUGAAACUCUGAAUCUGAAGAACAAUCAGCUCACAGGCCCAGUACCAGCAACCUUGACCCAGAUUCCAAACCUUAAGAGACUUGAUCUUGCAGGCAAUCAUCUAACGGGUGAGAUAUCGAGAUUGCUUUACUGGAAUGAAGUUUUGCAGUAUCUCGGUUUACGUGGGAAUAUGUUGACUGGAACGUUAUCUUCUGAUAUGUGUCAGCUAACCGGUUUGUGGUACUUUGAUGUGAGAGGAAAUAAUCUAACUGGAACUAUCCCUGAGAGCAUCGGAAAUUGCACAAGCUUUCAAAUCCUGGACAUAUCUUAUAAUCAGAUAACCGGAGAGAUUCCUUACAAUAUUGGCUUUCUCCAAGUUGCUACUCUGUCACUUCAAGGAAACAGAUUGACUGGUAGAAUUCCAGAAGUUAUUGGUCUAAUGCAGGCUCUUGCUGUUUUGGAUUUGAGUGACAAUGAGCUUGUUGGUCCUAUACCACCGAUACUUGGCAAUCUCUCAUUUACCGGAAAGUUGUAUCUCCAUGGCAAUAAGCUCACUGGUCCAAUCCCAUCCGAGCUUGGGAAUAUGUCGCGUCUCAGCUAUUUGCAGCUAAACGACAAUAAACUAGUGGGAACUAUUCCACCUGAGCUUGGAAAGCUGGAACAAUUGUUUGAACUGAAUCUUGCCAACAACCGUUUAGUAGGGCCUAUACCAUCCAACAUUAGUUCAUGUGCAGCCUUGAAUCAAUUCAAUGUUCAUGGGAACCUCUUGAGUGGAUCUAUUCCACUGGCGUUUCGUAAUCUCGGGAGCUUGACUUAUCUAAAUCUUUCGUCGAACAAUUUCAAGGGAAAAAUACCAGUUGAGCUUGGACAUAUAAUCAAUCUUGACAAACUAGAUCUGUCUGGCAAUAACUUCUCAGGGUCUAUACCAUUAACGCUUGGUGAUCUUGAACACCUUCUCAUAUUAAAUCUUAGCAGAAACUAUCUUAGUGGACAAUUACCUGCAGAGUUUGGGAACCUUCGAAGCAUUCAGAUGAUUGAUGUUUCAUUUAAUCUGUUGUCCGGAGUUAUUCCAACUGAACUUGGCCAAUUGCAGAAUUUAAACUCUUUAAUAUUGAACAACAACAAGCUUCAUGGGAAAAUUCCAGAUCAGCUUACGAACUGUUUCACUCUUGUCAAUCUGAAUGUCUCCUUCAACAAUCUCUCCGGGAUAAUCCCACCAAUGAAAAACUUCUCACGUUUUGCUCCAGCCAGCUUUGUUGGAAAUCCGUAUCUUUGUGGAAACUGGGUUGGAUCUAUUUGCGGUCCUUUGCCGAAAUCCCGAGUAUUCUCCAGAGGUGCUGUGAUCUGCAUUGUUCUUGGCGUCAUUGCUCUCCUAUGUAUGAUUUUCCUAGCAGUUUACAAAUCGAAGCAGCAGAAAAAGAUUCUAAUAGGCUCCUCAAAACAAGCCGAAGGCUCAACCAAGCUAGUGAUUCUCCACAUGGACAUGGCAAUUCAUACAUUUGAUGAUAUAAUGAGAGUAACCGAGAAUCUUAGUGAAAAGUUUAUAAUUGGAUACGGUGCUUCUAGCACGGUAUACAAAUGUGCAUUGAAAAGUUCCCGACCUAUUGCCAUUAAGCGACUCUACAAUCAGUAUCCGCAUAACUUGCGGGAAUUUGAGACAGAACUCGAGACCAUAGGAAGCAUCAGGCACAGGAACAUAGUCAGCUUGCAUGGGUAUGCCUUGUCUCCUAUUGGCAACCUUCUUUUCUAUGACUACAUGGAAAAUGGAUCACUUUGGGACCUUCUUCAUGGUUCACUGAAGAAAGUGAAGCUUGAUUGGGAGACGAGCUUCGGGAUUGUUCUUCUUGAGCUUCUUACUGGGAAGAAAGCAGUGGAUAACGAAGCUAACUUGCAUCAACUGAUAUUGUCAAAGGCUGACGAUAAUACUGUGAUGGAAGCAGUUGAUCCAGAGGUUACUGUGACAUGUAUGGACUUGGGACAUAUCAGGAAGACAUUUCAGCUGGCUCUCUUAUGCACAAAGCGAAACCCUUUAGAGAGACCCACAAUGCUUGAAGUCUCUAGGGUUCUGCUCUCCCUUCUUCCAUCUCUGCAAGUAGCAAAGAAGCUGCCUUCUCUAGAUCAAUCGAACAAAAAGCCGCAGCAAGAGAAUGUAGUAAGGAGUCCUGAGGCAGAAGCAUCGCAAUGGUUUGUUCAGUUCCGUGAAGUCAUCUCCAAAAGUAGCAUAUAAAGAUUUCAGCUUUAAAAAGAUUCCAGGGUUUGUUUAGUUUCUUGUUUCCCAAGGAAAAAAUAGUGUUGCUGAUU